AUGGAUACCAAAAGUACUUGUGUUUCCCUUGGGAAAUUUCCAUUUGAUUAUACGGAAGACCAAGUAUUGGAUAUUGCUAGAUCGGUUGGUCCUGUUUUAGAUGUUAAACUUUUAUUUGAUGAUUUAACUGGUAAAUCAAAAGGUUAUGCUAUUAUAAAUUAUGGUGAUAAUGAAACUGCUGCUUCUGCAGUACGAAAUUUAAAUUAUAUGACUUUACCAAAUGGUAGAUUUUUAAAAUGUUCAUUUAUAACAGAUUAUGAUAUUGGUAAUAGUAAUAAUAAUACACAAGAUGAUAUAAAAUUACCACCAUUACCUUUAGGAAUACAAAUUCACCCGACGCAAAAUGCAUCACAAGUUAUAUCUUCAAUAUUGAGUAGUAUAGAUCCUCAGUCAAGGUUACAAAUAUUAAAAGAAAUAAAAACAAUGAGUAUAGAGAAUCCAAAAACUACAAAAUUAUUAUUGGAAAGAUUUCCACAAUUGAGUUUGGCAUUAGUUGAAUUAAGUAUGAUUUCAAAUACGACAAAUCAAGAGCUUAUAGAAUUAACAUUGAAUAAAAAGCAUGUGGAUUUGAAGACGUUAUCAUUUGAACAUGUAAAAUUACUACAAAAUAUAGAGAAGUUAAAAUCAGAUGAAAUAAAUGAUUUAAACGAAGAUCAACAAGAAAUUAUAAAAAAAAUACAACAAGAGAUUGAAAAUGGUUCGUAUGGUGAAGUGUCGUCGAUUAAAGAAACUGAGAAAGGACUAGAAGUGUAA
This is a messenger RNA of Insectozyma verbasci, 753 nucleotides long. NCBI's taxonomy places the organism in Eukaryota, Fungi, Ascomycota, Pichiomycetes, Serinales, Debaryomycetaceae. The record is from the annotation of a GenBank genome assembly.